CUUCAAUUUAGAUUAAUGUACUGGGGCCGCCCGGUGAGUGAUAUGUCCCAAAAAUGCUUAGCUAUAUAAAUUGACAGGAGCAGUUUAACGUGUUCAGUUGCAUCGUCCAAUUUCUCCAGAAUGUCCAUCAUUUGGAUCUGUACAUUUUUUGCCGUGAUUUUUGGGCCAAAAGGCUGUUUUGGUGUAAAUUGUGAGAGCUUAUUCAACUCCGAAGGGGCAACACCGAUGAAUUUGGCAGAAUUGCAGAAUCUAGGCAUUAAAGAACUUAAUGAGUGUCUGUCGUCAAUUGGAUCAAAGCCUCUGGAUCAGGAAGUGGCACAAAAAAUCUGGAAUUCGAUGAAAAGUAUCUACAAAGUGGCAAAUGCUGUUCCUCGGGAAUGCUUCAAAAAUAUGGGAUAUGCUCUUGCUGGAAUCCCUCCUGAAGACUUUGGAAAUAUUACAAUUGGAGACAUUGAGAUGGUGGAGAUAUUUGGGCAACAUCGUGGUUUUAAUCCUGAACAAAUGUAUGCCAUUCUGGAAAAAGUUCAGGAAGACUGGGCAGAAAAAGUCCCUGAAACUUACUCCCAAUAUGACUUGGAAGCUCUUCGACAAAUUCUCUGUGUGAUGAAUCAGACGGAUAUUGAGAGAAUUCAUCCUGAUGCUUACAAAGGAGCUGCUCAGGUUAUUGGAAGUCUUCAAGAUUGUGCCCCUGAAGUGAUUCAGGGUUUUGCAAAAUUAGCCAUCCAUCAGAGGGCUUUUGGACCACCAAACGGCUGGAGUAAGCUCGAUGUAGCAAUUAUUGGAGCAGUUUCAUCUGGACUCCCACCAAAUCUCUAUAAAAGUAUCCCCUCAAAUAAUCUAGCCAAGAAAAAGAAGGAGGAAAAGGAUCUACAGGAUUCCGAUACCGAAAUUGAAACUAAAAUGGACAGUAUGUCUAAUACAAUGUAGAAUACAACAGUAAAUAUAUAUUUUAAACUUUAAA
Molecule: messenger RNA, 961 nt
Organism: Phlebotomus papatasi
Lineage: Eukaryota; Metazoa; Arthropoda; Insecta; Diptera; Psychodidae
Exons: 2
Coding region: 121-927 (268 amino acids)
Biological process (GO): cell-matrix adhesion
Cellular component (GO): cell surface
Source: RefSeq, a predicted model, not a curated record